AUGUACAAGUAUUCUAGAGAAUAUCUUCUCAACAACCAUCUUUUUUACCCCGAACCACCACAAACUGCCUUUGCUCUUGACAUUGAACCCAUAAGUUAUCCUGACAAAUGCGACUUAAAACAAUUACAUAUGGUUUCUAGACACGGAUCAAGAUAUCCAGCUCCAGAUAAUAUUAGAGGUUUUGACGAAUUGGAAAAAAUAUUUGCCAAUGUUACUGUCGCAAAAGAAUGGUAUAAAAAUCCUUUCCCCAUGAAUAAAAAUUUUCAAUUGAUCAAACGAGGGGAAAUCGAACCUUAUUUUGAUGGAUUACAAUCCCGUAAAAGAUAUGCAAAGUUUUGGGAUGGAAUUGAAUAUGAUCCCGAAGUUAUAAAAUUUCAAAGUACUCAAUUUUCAAGAAACGGUGCGUCGAUAAUGUCCUUUUCUCAAGGUUUAUUUAAUGGCAAGGGGCCUUUAGACACUUGUAAAAGUCAACCUAUAUACUAUUGGACUGUACCACCGGACCAAGAUGAUACAUUACAUAUGUAUGUAGCCUGUAGACGUUGGAACGAGACCGUUUAUAAUAAUAAUAAAUUACUUGACGAACAAGCUUACGCCUAUGGUAACAAGACGUUAACACCAAUUGCCAACCGACUUUCCGAAACAUACCAUAUUAUCCCACCUCUUGAUCCACGUCUAGUACUACAUGUUUUUAACAAUUGCCAAUUUUGGCUCGCCGUUUUUAAUCGAACCGAUGCGUGGUGUUCAUUAUUAAGCCCCAAAGAACUUUUAUUAACACGAUAUUAUUACGACCUAUUAUAUUAUCAUCGAUAUUCAUAUGGUCAUCCUCUCAAUACGCGACUGGGUUGUAGAUACCUUACUCAGCUUGUAAAUGGAGUUGAAAAUUAUUUAAAUGGUAAUUCUAGUAUGAUAGCUGAUCUAAAAAAUGCUCAUAGUUUUACUAUAUUUAUGAUACUUACUACAUUGGGAGUAUUUAAAAAUAAAUUCCCACUCACAGCAGAUUUAACCUUUGAACAAAUUAAAAAUGUCAAAUAUACGGAACAUACACUUUUAAACUGGUCUUCUACGCUUUAUUUCGAAAUUUAUAAUUGUUCCGAUGAUCGCGUGUUGAUACGUGUGUUGCUCGAUUUUAAUCCGUUUGUAAUUCCGGGUUGUGAUAGUGAAUAUUGCGAAUGGAACAAAUUUAAAGAGAUUCUUGGUGAUAAGAUUGGAUGCGAUUUUAAAAAGAUGUGCGCUUAUCCUUGA
Funneliformis caledonium is the source of this 1242-nucleotide messenger RNA. NCBI's taxonomy places the organism in Eukaryota, Fungi, Glomeromycota, Glomeromycetes, Glomerales, Glomeraceae. The record is from the annotation of a GenBank genome assembly.